UUCAAAUCCUUGACGAUGUUGCCAUGCUUUCCUUUCUGCCUUCUGCCUUUUUCUGUCUUUGUCUGCCUGCUUUUCUUACCCGUGGGUCAUUUUUGCCCUGCUGUCUGUAGCUGUAUGGACUACCACACCAUAGACUGCCGGGAUCAAGGACUCCCAAGUGUUCCUAAUCCGUUUCCAUUGGAUGUACGGAAACUUCUUAUAGCUGAUAACAACAUUCAGGCGAUACCAGCUGAUUUCUUUAUAUUUUAUGGAGAUCUAGUCUAUUUGGACUUCAGGAAUAACUCUCUCACCUCUUUAGAAGAGGGCACUUUUAGCAGUUCUUCCAAACUGGUGUAUUUAGACUUAAGCUACAAUAAUUUAACACAGCUUGAUGCUGGGAUAUUCAAAUCGGCUGAAAAACUGAUAAAAUUGAGCCUGGGAAACAAUAACCUGGUGGAUGUGGAUGAGGCUGCUUUUGAGAACCUGGAACAGCUCCAAGUGCUAGAAUUGAAUGACAAUAACUUACAAAGCCUAAAUGUGGCAGCCCUAGAAGCGCUUCCCUCCCUGCGGACUAUACGCUUAGAGGGCAACCCUUGGGUCUGUGACUGUGACUUUGCCAAUCUUUUCAGCUGGAUACAGGACAAUGCAUCUAAGCUCCAGAAAGGUCUCCAUGAAAUCCAGUGUUCCCUGCCUGUAGAAAAUAGAAGAAUCUUUCUGAAUGAGUUAUCUGAGGUCAGCUUUAGUGAAUGCAAAUUUAGUUUGUCAUUGACGGACCUUUUUAUCAUCAUCUUCUCUGGAGUCGCAGUCUCCAUUGCUGCUAUUCUAUCAAGCUUCUUCUUAGCAACUCUAGUACACUGCUUCCAAAGAUGUGCUCCCAGUAAAGAUGACGAUGAUGAUGAAGACGACAGUGAUGACUGAACUUAGCCUAUAUACUUAAUUUUCCUUGGUUUAUAAGUCAUUAGAUCAUCAGCCAAAGUCUAGGAAGAAAGCAAGUAGAAAGCUUUAAACAUUUUAAAUGAAACCAAUAUGUAAGAAUCACUUCUAAUUUCAUGAUGGUCAUGGGUAGGAAUUGCAGUUUGCAUUUGAGACUGUUAGCUUUGCUUACAAUCUACAGCCUGAUGCAAUGAGACUCCAUUUGUGUCAUCCUUAACCAAACAUUACAAGUUCCAGUGUUUUAAAAGAUCAGCUCAUAGCUUCCAGAUUGGAAAAUACAGAAGCAAUUUAAAAUAGUGUCCUUCGUAGCUCUAAGUACUGGGAAAUUCUGUUAAGCAAUGUCAUGAGUAACAAAAUGCAAUUACGAGGAUACCUAGAAUGAUAGAAGGCAUUACAGAACGGUUGGCAUCUCCUCUCUACAAAUAUUCUCUGUAAGCAUUCGUCCUUCACUUAAUGACAGCAGUUACAGGCAUCAUUCAGCCAAAAACCAUUUUCUAUAAGCAAAACCGAUUCUAGAUCUGAGUCAUCCACUGCAGCUGCCUGGCACCUCGUUGGUCAUGGCACAAAUACUAAAUAUAACAUUAUUUUGCAUUUAUAGAUGCAAUGAAGUGAAGGAUUUCCCUUCCUUGUAAUGCUAGGCACAAGUUAGUGUCGCAGUGUCCAGUCCAUUUAGUUAUUUUAAAACAUUAAGGGCUAUAUUCAGCUCCUGGUUAUACUAGAGGAACACAACUGAAGUGAACACCGUGAUCCAAAUUGGCAACUGUAUAAACAAGUGUGGAAUCUGGCCCAAGAUGUUUCUGACUGUACAUUUCACAACUCUUGAGCUCUUCUAUAGAACGCUAGAUAUUUUUGUUAAAAUUUUGAAGAGACAUUUAUUACCAGAGAUUUUUGGAAUAGUGCUGGACAGCUUUUUAGGAUAAGUAUAUUUUUAAAAUAUUUGUAAUGGAAAUAUUUUUUUAAAGCUCUGUGUAUUUAAAGUAUUAUCUAGAGUAGCUGUGCAGGCUUAAAGCAAUGAAUAACAUAGUAAUAAACAGUCUAAGGAGUGUGUACUGUUAUAAAAGAAUUAGAUCUGGUAAAAAGUAGCAUCUAUUUAACUACUGUAAAGGCUAUUCUUUCAGAAAAAAACCCCCACUCUGGUUAAAAUAUUCCCUUGCUCAGUUAAUAUGAAUGGUCUUUUACAGAAAGUUAGUUCCAAAUCUCUUGUGUCUGCUGUGUUAAUUGUUCAGGCAGACACGAGUGAAUGACAUUGUGUAUGUUAAGGGAUAAUUUGGUCCAGAGUACAAGGUUAGGACUCAGCGCUCCUGGGUGUUGUCUUCAUCUAACAGUGAUCAGCUAGAAGACCUUCAGCAAAUCACUAUCUGCCUGUGUCUCAGUUACACUACCUAUAAAAAAUGGAGAUCAUCGUAACUAUUUAUCUUUUUCAAGUGCUUUACGGUAUGCAGUGGGGGGGCACUUAUUGGAGCUAUGUAUAAUGAUCAUAUACGUUAGGCUGAAACAGAUGUUAUGCAGUAGGUCUGAUCUGAUCUCUUAUCAGUGUGGCUUCACUGACAUCAGUGGAGUUACUCCAUUGGCUAAUAGAGUUUGCACUGGGGUUUGCACCAUGCUGAGGUCAAAACCAGGACAAGAGUAUUUAUUUCUGUUCUCUCUGCAGCUUAUUCAAUGCGACUUAAUGCUACCAUUGUUAAGGUUAUUAUUUCUGAAAACACAUUGCAACAGAAUUAAGUAGGACAGUGAGAGGAUAUUCUGUAUCAAUACUGUCUUAUUCUAUUCUGAUUCUUUCAAGAAAAAUGACAUGAUUUUCACUGUGUAGUGCCAUGAUUAUAAAUAACACAAAUAUAUUUAUAAUUCCAA
This is a messenger RNA of Colius striatus (speckled mousebird), 2763 nucleotides long. It is a transcript of the gene LRRC38, whose product is annotated as leucine rich repeat containing 38. The record is from RefSeq and is a predicted model, not a curated record. The coding region runs from base 16 to 897 and encodes 293 amino acids. The transcript has 2 exons. Gene Ontology annotation, molecular function: voltage-gated potassium channel activity; potassium channel activator activity; transmembrane transporter binding. NCBI's taxonomy places the organism in Eukaryota, Metazoa, Chordata, Aves, Coliiformes, Coliidae. Gene Ontology annotation, cellular component: voltage-gated potassium channel complex.